This is a messenger RNA of Lentinula edodes (shiitake mushroom), 1066 nucleotides long. RefSeq lists its product as uncharacterized. The transcript is spliced from 3 exons. The record is from RefSeq and is a predicted model, not a curated record. Lineage: Eukaryota; Fungi; Basidiomycota; Agaricomycetes; Agaricales; Omphalotaceae. The coding region runs from base 205 to 813 and encodes 202 amino acids.
CGAUAUGAAAACACUCGCAGUUUCUGUGACUAAUUGCAAUGUUUCGCUGGAUCAAUCAACAAUAGCACGGACGUCUUCUCUGGCACGAAGGUAACCUCUGAUGUUGCCAAUCCGGCAGAAAAGAGAAAAGACACUACCAAACUCCCCGCUAGACAAAGCACUGAAGGAUCCUCAUCUCUUCCCGCGAAGGACAUUGUUGGAAUCAUGAUAGGAGUUGCUGUACUCAUAAUUAUCUUCGUGUGGAUGUUCGAAGUUAGAGUCCGGAAUAACGCCAAGCGCGUAAAGCAAACUCGCGUAAGCAGCAACACUGCGUCCGGAAGUGUACCUCACGGACAACCAAAUACCAGUACAUCUCGCGGGCAAUCAAAUAUAAGCACGAUAACCCCGUAUACUGUAGAAUAUGCUUGGCCCAGGGAGUCAACGAUAUUGCCGUAUACCUUGAAACCCGAGCCUGGACCUCAGGAGAGAACACCAGAACAUAUCCCUUCCAAUCCUACAAUCACUGGCGGUGUAAACGCGUCCUCCUUAGGACUCUCAGACGCUCUAACGGAAAGACAGACCCGCCUUCUGGAUGAAGCUCAUAACAUACGGGAUGCUCUUAGCAUUAUGGAACAACAAAUGCCGGAAGCCAGUCUCUCAAAUGAUGAGAACACGGUCGGUGCACUUCAAUUGAGAGUCAGCGAGAUGAUGGACCGUAUGGCACGUUUGGAGGCGCAAUUAUACUCGGACUGGGCAAGAGGCUUGACGAAUGAACCUCCACCGGAAUAUGACGAGGCUGGUGAUAAUAGCACUACUCACAAUGAUAGAAGAUAGUUGGUUCACGCUCCGAGUAAUAGCACCAAGAGUGUAUGUUGAAAUGUUUCAUUCGCCACAGGGGAGCUCCAAAUUUACGCUGUCAGAAGGACAGGGUGGGACUAGAGCACAUUGUACUUCCUCCCAAAAUACGAGAAAAAUCUGUACCGUUUUGCGUCACAACAUCGCCUGGACCGAAUUUAAAUGGUGCAGCCUGAGGAAGCUGGAAUGCUUGUAUAGAAUCAUCGAAAUUUUGAUCAUCACUGUUCAAGGA